GCAUUCUCGCCGUCAACACCGGUGACCGGCCGCAUCGCAUUCUUGCGACAUUCUAGUUAUCGUUUGAGACCGCUUGCGCUCGGAAGACAAACAUCAUUCGUGGUCCGUGGUUAUCGCUUAUCAUAGCAGCGCUUUGUGUUCGCUUCGCUUCUUUACCCCGUUUUAGUCCGAAAACCACAAAUAUGUCGUUCGUUUCGGUGCCCCAGGGAAGCGAUUUCCCGAUCGAAAAUCUUCCGUACGGUGUCUUCAGUACCACGGUCAAGCCUACCGCGCGAAUUGGAGUGGCGAUCGGUGAUCAGAUACUCGAUCUUUCGGCCGUGGCACAGUUUUAUCCCGAGCAUGUUCGCGCCGCGUUAGGUGCUACGGUACUGAAUGACUUGAUGGCAUUGGGCUGCGAUGCGUGGAAGGAAGUGCGCCGGAUCACCCGGAAUCUGCUGUUGGAAGGAUCGGCUCUGCAUAAAGACGCUGCGCUGCAGGCGCAAGCCCUCGUACCGCAGGCCGAUGCAAAGAUGCACCUACCGGCUAACAUUGGAGAUUACACGGAUUUCUACUCCUCAAUCCACCAUGCCACCAACGUCGGUGUGAUGUUCCGCGGUAAGGAGAAUGCACUGAUGCCAAAUUGGAAGCAUCUGCCGGUCGGUUAUCAUGGGCGGGCCAGCUCGGUUGUAGUCUCCGGUACACCGAUCCGACGCCCUUAUGGACAAACACUGCCAGUCGACGGAGCAGAUCCAGCCUUUGGACCCUGCCGGUUGUUCGAUUUCGAGCUCGAAAUGGCCUUCCUGGUCGGUGGUCCAGCAACACAGCUCGGUGACCGGGUCUCGGUCGCGGAGGCCGCCAAUCGUGUCUUUGGUUUCGUCCUCAUGAACGAUUGGAGUGCACGGGACAUUCAAAAAUGGGAAUACGUCCCGUUGGGGCCGUUCACGGCCAAAAACCUUGGUACCAGCAUCUCCCCGUGGGUCGUACCGGUGGCGGCAUUAGAACCCUUCCUAGUCGAUAACUUCCCUCAGGACCCACAACCCUUCCCGUACCUACGCCACGAGCAGAAGUUCAACUUCGAUAUCAAGCUGGAGGUCGACAUUAAACCGAAGGCAACGGGUGUAGCGACGACGGUCUGCCGUUCGAACUAUCGAAACCUGUACUGGACGGCGCUGCAGCAGAUCGCGCAUCACACUGUUACCGGGUGUAAUCUAAAGCCGGGUGAUCUGAUGGCGUCCGGUACGAUCAGUGGCGAUGCGUCCGACUCGUUCGGCUCGAUGCUCGAGCUAAGCUGGAAGGGUACGAAACCGGUUCCGUUGGCCGGUGGCGAGACGCGCAAGUUUCUGCAGGACAACGACGAGGUGAUCGUGCGUGGUUACUGUAGCAACGGUGAGCUGCGCAUUGGUUUUGGGUCCUGCAGUGGCGUCGUACUGCCCGCCACACCGUUCAGCGAGUAG
This is a messenger RNA of Anopheles darlingi, 1433 nucleotides long. It is a transcript of the gene Faa, whose product is annotated as fumarylacetoacetase. The record is from RefSeq and is a predicted model, not a curated record. Gene Ontology annotation, molecular function: fumarylacetoacetase activity. NCBI's taxonomy places the organism in Eukaryota, Metazoa, Arthropoda, Insecta, Diptera, Culicidae. Bases 183 to 1433 code for a protein of 416 amino acids. The transcript has 4 exons. Gene Ontology annotation, biological process: homogentisate catabolic process; L-tyrosine catabolic process; L-phenylalanine catabolic process.